Molecule: messenger RNA, 1943 nt
Organism: Brassica rapa (field mustard)
Lineage: Eukaryota; Viridiplantae; Streptophyta; Magnoliopsida; Brassicales; Brassicaceae
Product: protein indeterminate-domain 4, chloroplastic
Cellular component (GO): nucleus
Molecular function (GO): DNA-binding transcription factor activity
Source: RefSeq, a predicted model, not a curated record
AAACACAAAACCGGAGAGAGAGAGAGAGAGAGAGAGAAAGAGGUAGGGCUUUGUGUUAUAUACCAUACAAUAUACAUAUAUAUAUAUAUAUAUAUAUAUUAGAAUAGUGUCUUCUUCUUCAUCAUCUUCUUUACCAUCAUCAUCAUGCAUGCAUCUUCUUCUUGGUCCUUUCUUUAGUUCCGAUUUAUAGCUUUUUGACUAUUUUUCCUUCUUCUUCUUGGUUGCUUUCUCUUGAUCUCAGUUGUAGAUUAUUACGUUCUUCCACGCAAAGAGGAAGAUCUAAAGAUGUCAUCCUCAUCAUAUAAUACAAGCGUUGUUCCUUCAUCAUCCUCGACUCAGCCGUUCUUCAUCACCGGCUCCAGCGCCGGAGAUAACGCCUUUGACCGGAAAGAUACUUUUAUGUCAAUGGUUCAACAACCUAACUCCUCGGCUCCACAACCCAAGAAACGAAGAAACCAACCGGGAAACCCAAAUCCUGAUGCGGAAGUGGUAGCGUUGUCUCCAACGACACUAAUGGCUACAAACAGAUUCAUAUGCGAUGUAUGCAAGAAAGGGUUUCAAAGAGAACAAAAUCUACAGCUUCACCGAAGAGGACACAAUCUUCCAUGGAAGCUCAAACAGAAGUCAACCAAAGAAGUGAAGAGGAAAGUGUAUAUUUGUCCGGAACCCACGUGCGUCCACCAUGACCCCGCACGUGCUCUCGGAGACCUCACCGGAGUCAAGAAGCAUUACUAUCGUAAACACGGAGAAAAGAAUGAAAUGCGUACUAAAGAGUAUCGAUGUGACUGUGGUACCAUCUUCUCUAGACGCGAUAGUUACAUUACACACAGGGCUUUCUGUGAUGCAUUGAUACAAGAAACCGCUAGAAACCCUACCGUGAGCUUCACGUCAAUGACAGCUGCUAGCAGUGGCGCCGGCUUCCGUGGAUUUCAUGGGAGACUCGAGGGUGGCAACGCUCUCUCCCACCACCAUUUGAGUGACCAUCCUAACUCCGGAUUUUCGUCUUUCGGGGGUUACAAUCUAAACAUUGCAUCUUCUGAAAAUAGCAGAGACUUUGCUCCGCAAACGUCAAACCCUAACUUCUUAGUACAGAGCCAAGGAAUGCUGACUCAACCGAACAACAACAACAACGAUCAGAGUUUCAUGAACCAACAAGGUCUGAUCCAGUUUGAUCCAGUCAACAACAUAAACCUCAAGAGUAGCACCACCAACAACAGCUUCUUCAAUCUCGGAUUCUUCCAAGAAAACACCAAGAACUCAGAGACGGCUAUUCCUUCUCUAUAUAGCACGGACUCUCUUGUUCAUCACCGUGAAGAAAGCUUGAACGCGGGUUCUAACGUGUCAGCCACGGCACUGCUUCAGAAAGCUACUCAGUUGGGUUCAAUCACAAGCAACGAUCCUUCUGCUUUGUUCAGAGGCUUAGCUUCUUCGUCUAACUCGUCAAGCGUGGUUGUUAAUGACUUUGGAGGAGGGCAGAUUAUGGGCAACGAUAAUAACGGUAACCUUCAAGGUCUAAUGAACUCACUAGUGGCCGUAAAUGGCGGUGGUGCCGGCGGAUCCGGUGGCAAUAUCUUCAACGUGGACUUUGGAAACAAUAAUGUAAACAUGAGCGGCUCGGACAACUUAACUUUAGAUUUUCUUGGAGUUGGAGGAAUGGUGAGAAAUGUAAAUCGCGGAGGGGCUGGUCGCGGCCGUGUUCGUGGAGACGUUUCUUUGAAUGGUGAACUAAAGUUUCCGGAGUAAAAUCAUCCGUUUGUAAGAACUUAAUAAUGCCUUAUUAUUACAGACUUUAUCAUUAGGUGAUAACUUUGCUACCGUCGUUUGUUGUUUUCGUAAUCUAUAUAGUAUAUAUUAUUAGAUCUUUCUGAACUCUUUAUGUAUGAUUUUGAUUGGACUCUGUCUUUGUUUAGUUGUUAUAUAAUAGAAAAAAGGAUGUAAAUUUC